CAAGUUGAGAAGUUGUUUGAGAACUCGCUACCAAGUCCAGAACAACACUGGGAUCAGUCAAUGAAGGAUUUGCCAAGUUACAGCAGCCUUCUAUCCAUCACAAGCUUUUGGCCUGAACGCAGACAUGAUUGCUCUCAGCAGAAGAUUACUCACUUCCAUCUUCUCAGUUCAGAGGAACAAGUCAGCGUCAUUUGCAAGGUAACCACAACAGUUCUUUCACAGCGACCUGUCCUGCAGCAUCCCAAUGAACAACUACUGUACGACCCGUAUGGGAAUUUUUUUCAUGAGCAGAUCAACAAUGCCAAGGUUACCUCACGAAGAUCCGGGUGCCUCAAGCGUCGCUACCUUCUUGGGAGGGAAAUGAAAUAGACAACUAUGUCGUGACUGUACCACGCAUCGCGAACUCAGGAACGUCACAAAUCAAGAGCAGCAUUUGGAAGCAACAAAGAGGACAUUUAAACUGUGUGUACUCAGAUACAUAGCUUUGUUUCGGUUACUUAGUUAGUAGUUACAAGCAUAUGCUGCCUUGCGCGUUAGAAAAAUGUAUUAAAAUUGCCUUUGUAGUAAGCUGUGAAUUUUUAUAGGGACACGCUAUAUCAGACAUCAGCUCUGGAUUCAUGGUGUAAAAAUCUGAUACUAACACGGCAAAUUUUGAACUGUAAUUUUGAAAAUUUAAUUUCUCAUCAUGAGAAAAUUAUUAAAUUGCUUGUAAUUUGUAACAAAAGUUAUAGAUAAAACUUAACAUUUCAAGCGAAAAUGUGCUCUGGAUGUGCAAGCUAUCGUUCCUAUCUUUUUUUAGUGUGGAUGCUGACAGGACUUGUGCGUACAAAAAUUCUCUAUGGAUCUUCGGGGCAAUCUCAGAAACGGCAUUAUAUUAAUUUGCUUGUAUCUGUAUGUUGAUAUAUGCAUAGUUUGCUACAAGUGCUCUUAUUUGGGCACACCAGUGCCACACCUUACCUUUUUGGCUUCAACUUCUGAAUUCAAUUCGACUUGCCUUUUAAUAUA
Messenger RNA from Ornithodoros turicata, 1005 nucleotides. RefSeq lists its product as uncharacterized. The coding region runs from base 61 to 369 and encodes 102 amino acids. The transcript has 5 exons. The record is from RefSeq and is a predicted model, not a curated record. NCBI's taxonomy places the organism in Eukaryota, Metazoa, Arthropoda, Arachnida, Ixodida, Argasidae.